GCAGUGAUGGUGGUGCUGAUGGUGUGAUCACGUGACGCCGGCAUUUCCGACACAACAAUACAGCAUUGGUCUGUAUUCACGCUCCCACUCCCCCCCUCCCCCCCACCGCCACCACCUCUCCCCACGCCUGGCUCUCGGUAUGGCGGACGGCGAGAGGUCCCCGUUACUAUCGGAUCUGGGAGAUGGUGCUCUCGGCAGCGGUAACGGCGGCGGUGUGUCUCCCGGUGCGGCGCCCUACGGCGCGCCCAACAAGCCCCAGAGCUUCCCUCCGUUCCCCAGCCCGACGCAGCCCUCGGUGCUCCUCGGGGAGGACCCGCCGCCCUACUCCCCUCUCACCUCCCCGGAGAGUGGCAGCGCACCUGUGAUCAGCUGCAGGGUGUGUCAGAGCCUGAUCUCCGUGGAGGGAAAGAUCCACCAGCAUGUGGUGAAGUGCGGGGUUUGCAACGAAGCCACGCCCAUCAAGAACGCCCCGGCAGGGAAGAAGUACGUCCGCUGCCCCUGCAACUGUCUGCUCAUCUGCAAAGUCACGUCCCAGAGGAUCGCCUGUCCCCGGCCAUAUUGUAAGAGGAUAAUCAAUCUGGGUCCGGUUCAUCCGGGUCCGGCCAGUCCUGAUCCCCAGCCAGCCGGGGCCCGGGUCUCCUGUGGCCACUGCAGCAACACCUUCCUGUGGACAGAGUUCACAGACCGGACGCUGGCCCGGUGCCCACACUGCAGGAAAGUCUCCUCCAUUGGCCAGAGGUAUCCCCGGAGGCGGAGCUUGUGGUGUUUUCUACUCUGCUUGCUGUUCAGCAUCUCCACCGCCGGGCUGAUGGCUGGAACGUGGGUGAAGGCUCAGAGCUACCAGGGGAUCUACGCCUCGUGGGCCGCGCUGCUGCUCCUGGUCCUGGUCUCCUUGGCUCGGGCCUUCUACUGGGCCUGCAUGAGGGUCAGCCAGCCCCUCCAGAACUUCACAUAGAGGACCCCCCAACCCAACCAGGCAGGAGGAAAGAUGGCUUUAAAGAACACACACACACACACACACACCACAUUAUUUAUUGAACUCCAGGAAGAGAAGCUCCUCCUCCGGUCCCUUCCAGUCCGAUGUGUUUCUGAAACUGGACGCCGGUGGCUGCGACUGCUUUAUAACUUAUCGGUCGUCAUGACGAUGCGUAAAGCGUACUCUUCAUGCGGGGUUCAUUUUAACAAUAGAACCGCUCUUCUUCUUCUUCUCCUCUUUCCUCCGGCGCCGUUUCUACAUUUCGGCUUCCGGCUGAGCGCGUAAAGCCGAAUCUUGGUUGUUUUUUUUUUGGGGGGGGUCCAGGGUCCAGGGUCCAGGGUCCAUCCUGAUUGGACCGAUUUUGAUUUCGUGUUUUUAACGUAUUUAAACGCCGAAAAAGCGAACGAGCGGAAGACGUGCGGUCGGAGGGGGCGUCGCCCCUUUUUGUGAGGCGAAGGAUCAAGUAUGUGUAGAAAUGUGUGUGCGUGAAACGCAUGUAAUUCAGGACGGCGGCCAUGUUUUUAAUCCCCCCCCCCCCCCCGGGACCGACUUUGAUCCAAAGCAGCUUGAAAGCCUUAAAAGCAGGUGUGUCAGAAGGAUUCAACACACACACACACACACACACAUGAUUACACAACAAACGGAGGCAUCCCCCAUAUUUGUGUCCUUAUUCCAGCGAAGGAAAACUUUUAACAGUUUUCUGUUCAUACAAAACCUUUUUUUGUUGUUUAUUUUCAAUUGGCAUCGCGAGUAAACAAACCGGGAAAGCAGCGUGUCGGUUAAACACACACACACACACACACACACACACACACACACACACACACACUACACGUUACAUUCUCACUCGUCGAGUCCCGUAACGACUUCUCCGUCUGUGGUUCUGAAUGUGAUUUAAAUUUCGGUGUAUCUUUUUUGUUGUUGUCUUGAUUUGUAAAUAUAGUUGUUGUUGUUGUUGUUGUUGUUGGACGCCUCGGACGUUUUUUGUUGUUUUUAAAAAAGAAGGUUAUUUUUGCAACUCUUCGCCUGUUCCAUAUUUAAUGAUUUGAUGAACUACUAAUAACCUGAUGAGCCUCUGGACGCCGUGUCGGGGUCCAACUCUUUAACAAACGAACACAUUCUGACCAAUCACACUCAAGCGCUCUCUCUCUCUCUCCCUCUCUCUCUCCCUCUUCCCCCCCCCCCCCCCCCCCCCUCACACAAACACCCAGCACCUUAUACAGUAGUGAGACACACUGCAUACACAAAGUAAGAUGAGGAGACGUUACCCUGCAAGACUGAACUGAGGUCGCAAACCCUUCACGUGGAAGUGUCAUGUUAUUUAUUUUACACGCUGAAAAAAAUGAAGGGUCAUCUAUCAAGUCCUAAAAUCUCCUUUUAUUGUCUUCUAACGGGAUCAAUGACAUGUUUUUUUCUCUCCAUUAUUAUUGAUUAAUACAAUGAUUGAUCCUCCAGCUUCAUGUUAUGAUCAGUGCAUUAAUAAAUAAAUAAAUAAGAUUGAACGUCUUGAUUAAAGAAGAGCUGUUUGUGGGCGAUCGUGUUUCACCCAGAAAUCAAUCAUGUUAUUGCCAAUAAUCAAGAAGCCGGCUGACGCUCUUUUCAGAGUUUUGUUUACACACAAAUAAACAAAUAAAGACAUGAUGAUGAUGUAC
Cyclopterus lumpus (lumpfish) is the source of this 2628-nucleotide messenger RNA. RefSeq names its product phosphatidylinositol-4,5-bisphosphate 4-phosphatase 1a (gene pip4p1a). The transcript is spliced from 7 exons. Gene Ontology annotation, cellular component: phagocytic vesicle membrane; lysosomal membrane; plasma membrane. Gene Ontology annotation, biological process: phosphatidylinositol dephosphorylation. Bases 140 to 955 code for a protein of 271 amino acids. Gene Ontology annotation, molecular function: phosphatidylinositol-4,5-bisphosphate 4-phosphatase activity. NCBI's taxonomy places the organism in Eukaryota, Metazoa, Chordata, Actinopteri, Perciformes, Cyclopteridae. The record is from RefSeq and is a predicted model, not a curated record.